GGGAAAGAGUCGCCGCGAGAGAAAGAAGACACACAGCGAAGGCGAAGUUGGCGAAGUCGCCGAGUUCACGCGCUCGAGGCGAUUCUCAGCAGGACCGCCAACUCUUCUACGUGGCUUUUCUUCUUUUCUUUCUCGACGUGUGUGUGCCGUUCGCGUGUGGUGUACGUUUCGUGAAAGUCGAUCGGAGCUUUGUGACAAGUGACAACGACCCGUUGCGUCUUCGUGAGAGCACGUCCCGCGCGUAGCGUCGAACUCAACCGGCGAGACAUCGGCGACCGUCGGUUCAUCGGUGUCCGCCGCCGCAUAUUUUCUUUGUCCGGUUCCGGAGGUGUUGCAGUGUCGUUCGCGCUCCCGAGGAAGUGUCGUUCCCUGCGGAUACCUCCCUGCUCCCUCGGUUGGAUUAGACAACAGGAGUGCCUUGAGGCGUCAGACCAUCCGCGGCCAUGAUCUUCGGCAUCGUCUUGGGCAUCGUGCUGUUCGUCAGCAUCAGCAUCACGCUGAUCGGGCUGUACGUGGUGUUCAAGCGCUUCUGCUCGGACACCAAGGACUACGGCAUGAUCAACGCCAACUCGACCAUCAAACACGGCCGCCUCUACCCGGUACUCAACUACAAGGACUGCGACGACGACGGAGCUGGUGGUUCGGGCUCGACGACCCAGUGCCUGGACACGCAAGACUUGGAUAUUCCUGAAAUCAAGGUACCAGGAGAUGACCACCAUGGGGACGGAAGCUGCUCGCCGCUAGGCCUCGAGAAGGAACCGGACUACGCGUCGCCCGCGAGCCUCACCAAGCCGUACGGCAAGGACCGUGACGUGCCCGAACCGUCGCCGCCGUCCACUUCGACGCCGUGGAAGCCGACGGACGAGCCCCACGCGAGCAGCAGCGCCGUUGCAGACCAUCCGUCGAGCCACGUCAACGAGGCGUUCCACAACGGCCUCGAGUCGACCAGUGGUUACAGUGCGCACGUCUCGCCGAGCCGCAACGACGGAGACGAUGACGGUGAAUAGGAAUGGCCAAGUCAUGGUCAUGUUCGCGGUUUGAGACGACAUCACGAGGGACUGCGGUAGGAUGUCGUCUGCUCGUUCGGAAACGAGCUAAAUGUAGUCUGACAUGACGAGACGACUCUCAAGAAUCGCCUUCCAGGCGACUAGCUUAGACUCAUCUUCAAGUGGUAUCAGGUUGAAGCACUUUUUCGGAGACUUUGCCAGACGUUCCUUUUCGACGGAUGAAUUGUAUUCAACUUGGUCUGGCUUGUGUGCAAGUAUUUAAUGUUUGGUUUAUGUUAUAUGGUCCAUCACUGGAAGCCAGGGUUCCGGUAUGCAUACAUUGAUGAUUAGCGACGAGCGUAUAUGUUUGGAGCUUUUGUUAUGUAUUUUAAAAUCUACGACGAGUUGUCUCCGAUGGAAGUUUUGAUACGACUCAUUGUAAGCUCUUCGCUGAGCGCUUAGGUACUUGUCACAGAUCUCAUCCGUCGCGUGAAUGCAUCUCAAUGUUAUGAAUAAUAUACCAUCAGGUGAACGAGUGGGGAACACGAGUUUUUGUAAUGGUUAUCGCUUGCGGGCUUCCGGAGAGUACUGUAAAACAAUGUCGAGCUCCCUUUUCAGCUUUUUGCGACUUUUAAUGGAAUUUCGAACGCUUUUUCCGAGUUCUAUAGCGCUACAUUUACUCGAACUCAAGUGCCAUCCGAAUGUACCACAGGCCUUCAAGUUGUUGACAAACGUUUUUUGCACCGUUGACCUCCUCACCCGAAAUGACCACGAAGCGACAUAACUUUUUUCAUCGAUGUGGAGUAGUAUUUUAUAUGCCACGCUCACCCUUUUCGGGAUCGUGUCUUCGCGGAGUUUACUGAAUUUGGGAAGCAUAUAAAGUGACGUUAAUUUCCGGAUUUUUUCGUAUGUAGGACGUGCUAAAAAGAUUAUGAACUGAUUUCAGCCGGUGCUCAUAAUAAUCUCUUAACGUUAAUCGCUUUUUUGUUUACAUGCGCUGGUUAAUUAUUAAAAAAAAAAAAAAAGACAAGUUCUUUUUUUUUUCUUUGCUUUGAAAACCGACGAUCAGGUGUACGAGUUUCGUUCAGUACCACUACUACCAGUACAAUUAAGAUCAGCUAUGGCUAAUAGGCUCAUUCGGACAUGCUGACUGUGGAACAGAAAGUGGUGUACAAUGAAGCUAUUCUAGUGACAACAAGUAACAAAAAAAAAAUAUAUAUAUAUAUAAAACUUUCAACAUUAUACGUUUAGUAGGUUCUGGAUACGUCACUAGAGAAGCGGGAUUACAUCACAUUUGACGUAAUCUCCCAAAAAAAUAAAAGAAAUCAUCUGGUUCCCCACCUUCAGUGUCCGUUUCACGGCCCCUUUAAACACCAAAAUUAGUGGAGAGUUCUUUGUUUUCUUUUUUUGCCUCUCGAGUUGAAAAUAACUCAUGAUAUGAUUUACGUUUAGAGGUUGUUAUCCUGGGGGACAGUAUAAAACCCUACUCUUGUUAACUUUCUAUUUACACCAAGUUUUCUAAGGGUGUAACUUAGUGCAUUCUCUUUCUCUAUGGUCACUAAAAGGAUGAGAACGACAGGGAGGAGGAUUUUCAGUCGUCCCACCCUCAGCGCGAGCUUCCUACCUUCGAUAAUACUUCGACGUCUCGUGUGAGCCUCGAGCCAAAGCACGACGGAAGGCCACAAGCGCGUGCUGAAGGCCGGGCGUUCGAAAGAGACGCCCUGCCGUUCUCAUCCUUCCGGUGACAACGGCGUCUCUCCGCCCUUCGUUAUUCUGCAAGGCGCAUCUCCCGGGCUAGUACCUUUAACUCGCCCGUCCGUGUGUCGUCGGGGGCGCAAGUUAUUCGGGUGUGGCCUUAUUACCGCUGGGGGAUGGCUUUUUCGUGGACUGUUGUAACAAUGACCGCUGCCAUUAACGCUGAUUAAUUCUCAAUGUGUCAACCUUGUAUCGUUUUUUUUUUUUUUUUUGUGCUAUUUCUGGGGGAUAAAGGAGUUGUCCACCGCUACAGUUUCUGGCGCCCUUGCUGGAUGGUUCCGCGUGCGUGUCCGUGUGUUGUGUUGCUGCGCUGUCGAACGUAUACUUUAUACAUCGAAGCAGGGAUUAGAGACUUUUAGUCGAUCGUUCCGAUAACGACUGAUAACGAUACGACGCCGUGCGCAAAGGCGUCGGCGGUGUGUCGGCUAUCGUUAUCGGAAUGAUCUACAAAAACUCCUUAUCGAAUAAAAGCAUCAGUGAGAAGGCGAACUUGCUGGAUGGACAUAAGACGUUUCGUGAGAUCAAUAUAUCAUCCAAAUUAAGUUCUGUUCAAAUAUAUUUGAAUUUAAUGGCACGUUUUGUAUCGUCCGUACCGUAAAAAUAAAAUAAAAUUCUUACUAAGAAACUAGAAAGAAAAAAAAUUAUGUUGCACACACCGGUCCCCACGUCUGCCCACACCAGGUGUGGCCGGUGGGCACUGCGCCUGCGCAGAAACCAGAUCGGGAAGAAGAGAAGCGUCUGCGCAUGCGCAGUGCCGACAGCAGCGCCACCGCAGUGCCGUGACGUCAGAGUUUUGGGUUGUUUGCUGUGUGCAUGCUUCGCCAAUAAAAGGUCGUUUGUAGUAAACGAUAUCGAAAUGACGACGUCCUGCCGA
This is a messenger RNA of Ixodes scapularis (black-legged tick), 3615 nucleotides long. RefSeq lists its product as uncharacterized. The record is from RefSeq and is a predicted model, not a curated record. Bases 444 to 1007 code for a protein of 187 amino acids. The transcript is spliced from 2 exons. Lineage: Eukaryota; Metazoa; Arthropoda; Arachnida; Ixodida; Ixodidae.